Glossina fuscipes is the source of this 1531-nucleotide messenger RNA. RefSeq names its product ran-binding protein 3 (gene RanBP3). Gene Ontology annotation, cellular component: cytoplasm; nuclear pore. The transcript has 5 exons. Gene Ontology annotation, biological process: protein export from nucleus. Bases 169 to 1494 code for a protein of 441 amino acids. NCBI's taxonomy places the organism in Eukaryota, Metazoa, Arthropoda, Insecta, Diptera, Glossinidae. The record is from RefSeq and is a predicted model, not a curated record. Gene Ontology annotation, molecular function: GTPase activator activity.
AAAAACGCACUAAAUUGGCAUCACUACCUCGGGCCUAAAGUUUUUUUCAGCCAAAAUUAAUCUUUUAAUUAAUUAAAAAACAAUAGAUUUUUAAAUUUUAUAUUCACUAAUUAUCAUAGUUGUUUAAUAUAAAGCAUACAAGGUUCAGUUAUUGCAUAAAAAUAAAAUAUGUCGGAAACUAACGAUAAUUCAAAUGAAUCAAACAGCAUGGGCAGUGAUACAAUAGUGCAGACAUCACGUUUAGUAAAUGUAAGUGGCAGCGGCACGACGGUUAAUAAUCCAAUUGUAAGAACCGGCGUUUUACGUCCCUCAGUAUUGGGACCAUCAAGAUUGACUUCAAGUUUGUCCACUAAUAACACAAACGCUGCACCAGCAAUUGCUGAUAGCGGUGAUGAUGGCACUGAAUCUAAUAAAGUAAAAGAUGCAGUUAAGGCAAAUCCCUUUCUUAAGGAGCAUAAAGCUGAUGACGAAGAAACAGUCGCAGAAACAUCCAGUGCUAUCAAUAAAAAAAAGGAUGACAAAAACAAAGGUGAUACCAGUAGUGAUGACACCGAAGAUCAUCCUGAUCCAAUGUCGCUAUUGCGUAAAAACGGUUUUGAGCGCGCGAAUCUUUUUGCGGCCGCGAAAAAUUCCAUACCUUUAGUGGAGAAAUCGGGUUUUGUGUUUGGUCAAAACGUACACGAACGGGUAGUAGGUGAAAAUGUUAAACCUGAAAAUUCGAAUAAACCAGAAAAUGCUGAACCAGCCGGUUCAAGUGGGGGCGAGCUAUUAUUUUCAAGCGUUAUACAAAGUGCUGCCGCAAAAACAGCAGACAAGAAUGGAGCUUCUGCCCUUGAUAACGCAGAAACGAAAAGUCUUAACGAUGUGGCCCGUGAAUAUGAAGAAAGUCGUGCCCAAAAACGCAAAUUUGAGGAAGUAGAAACAUUUACCGGCGAAGAAAACGAAGUCAAUAUUAUUGACGUAAAUUGCAAACUGUUCGCCUUUAUGAAUAGUAAUUGGGAAGAACGUGGUCGAGGUAGUUUACGUCUUAAUGACUCCAAAAAAGAGCAAGAAUGUUCACGUUUAGUGUUUAGAACAUCCGGCAAUUUGCGUUUGCUCUUAAAUACAAAGGUUUGGGGCGGUAUGGUAGCAGAACGUCCCAGUCAAAAAUCCUUACGCCUGACUGCAAUGGAUAAUACGGGUAAAAUCAAAAUUUUUUUAAUUAUGGCGCGACCAGUGGAAAUCAAUCAGUUACACACUGCUCUUGUUCAACGUAUUCGUAAACGAAAAGCAUCACAUCCCGAGGAAUUUUGUGCGGAUAAUAGUAAUAAUAGUGCCGACAAUAAUGUGGAUAGUGAAACAGAAAUGGAAAGCAAAAAUGGUGCAGAAAAGGACGUAGCUGAGAAGGCAGCUUUAGUUGCCGAACCUGAACCUGAUGAUUCCACCGAACCUAGCCCUAAGAAAACUCUUUCCGCUGUAUCUGAAGAAGCGACAAAUAUCGAAACAAAUAAUUAAUAAACAAAAAAAAAAAAAAAAAAAAAAAAAAAAAAAA